AUGUGGUUCUUGGCCCUGUACCUGGCAAUGUCCCUGGGGCCGACCGGCACUGAGUCCCAGGCCCAAACCCAGGAGACGGAAUCCAACGGCUGUGAGAAGAGUUUCCAACCCCGGCAUACGCUUGUGUACAAUUUCACCCAUUCCAAGUGCGGGGGCGUCCUGGUGCACCCACAGUGGGUGCUCACAGCUGCUCACUGCUAUCAGUGCCGUUACCAGAUCUGGGUGGGUCUCCACAACCUGUUUGAGCAUGAAGACCCAGCCCAAUUAUUCCAGGGAGCUACAAACUUCCCCCACCCUGGAUUCAACCUGAGCAUCCAGGAGGGUUACACCUGCGUCCCUAGAGGGGACUACAAACAUGACAUCAUGCUGCUCCGCCUGGAAUAUCCCAUUCAGAAAACAGACACUGUGCAGAUCCUCAACCUGCCUACACAGGAGCCCAAGCUGCGGAGCACCUGCUAUAGCUUUGGCUGGGGCCGCAUCCAACCUCGUAAGCUCACAACAGAUGGUGAGGUACAGUGUGUGCACCUCAAACUCCUGUCCAAUGAUGAAUGUGCCAAGGCCCACUCCCAGGAGGUGACAGAUCACAUGUUGUGCGCUGGGCCCUGGGAGAGCAAAAACAACAAAUGUCUGGGUGACUCGGGGAGCCCACUGAUCUGUGAUGGUAUGCUUCAAGGAAUCAUGUCCUGGGGCCACAUCCCAUGUCGCCACUCCAGUAUGCCUGCCGUCUACACCAAACUGACUCCCUACCUGCAGUGGAUCCAGGAGACCAUAGCGGCCAACACUUGAAUCCUCUUGCCAU
This is a messenger RNA of Hyaena hyaena (striped hyena), 799 nucleotides long. Its product is annotated as kallikrein-1-like. The record is from RefSeq and is a predicted model, not a curated record. Gene Ontology annotation, molecular function: serine-type endopeptidase activity. The transcript has 5 exons. The coding region runs from base 1 to 786 and encodes 261 amino acids. Gene Ontology annotation, biological process: zymogen activation; regulation of systemic arterial blood pressure. Lineage: Eukaryota; Metazoa; Chordata; Mammalia; Carnivora; Hyaenidae.